Messenger RNA from Myiozetetes cayanensis, 4941 nucleotides. It is a transcript of the gene BORA, whose product is annotated as BORA aurora kinase A activator. The transcript is spliced from 11 exons. NCBI's taxonomy places the organism in Eukaryota, Metazoa, Chordata, Aves, Passeriformes, Tyrannidae. Bases 439 to 2244 code for a protein of 601 amino acids. Gene Ontology annotation, molecular function: protein kinase binding. The record is from RefSeq and is a predicted model, not a curated record. Gene Ontology annotation, cellular component: cytoplasm; nucleus. Gene Ontology annotation, biological process: activation of protein kinase activity; regulation of mitotic nuclear division; regulation of mitotic spindle organization.
GGCUUCCUGACCGUUCCGUUUCUUCUGGUGGUUGUUAGUGGUUUGGUUUGGUUUGGUUUGGUUUUGUGGUUUUGUUGUUGUUGUUGUUUUUUUGUUUGUUUGUUUUUUGGGGUUUUUUUUUGGUUGCUUGUUCUUUUGGUAUUUCGUUGUUUGGUCUUUUCUCAAUUCCCUUUUUCAUGCCCGUUCUUGUCUCGCUUUUUUAAGGUUCUGUUUAUUUUUAAUUGUUUAUGCCAGCCUCGUUUAUCGGCUUUAUGGCAGUAGGUCCAAGCCAAAGCUCACUUCGUUUUUGUUAGUCCUUUAAACGCUUCUGGCGCCUUAAAACGAUUGAUCAUCUCUUCCUAAAGUCUUCAGCAUAACCCUAAAAUGUCAAAACUAUGAUUUCAUUAUUUCCCUUAAUUUUUCCUGUCUCUCUGUCUUUUUCAGGUAUAGCUUAGUGUUAUGGGUGAUACAGAAGAAGCUAAAAUGCAGAUAGCACCAGAAACUCCAGGACGAGUUGCAGUCCUGAAUCCUUUUGAAAGUCCCAGUGAUUAUUACACUCUUCAGGAGCAGAUUGUGUCCAGUCCUUCGGUCUUUAAGUCAACAAAUUCCUCAUCAACACCAGGAAAAUUUAGGUGGUCUAUUGAUCAGCUUGCUCUAAUAAAUCCUGUGGAAAUUGACUCAGAAGAUGUUCGACGCCAAGCAAUGUAUUUGAGCCAUGCUAGAAUUGAUAAGGAGACAGAAGACAGAAGGCAAAAAGCUAUUGAGGAGUUUUUCACAAAAAGACUCAUAGUUCCUUCUCCUUGGAUUGAACAUGAAGGCAAACAAGUUUCUCAGUUUAAUUCAACUAAAUCUAUCGACCUAAAUAACAUUUCUCCGAUUGGAAGACAGCUAAGCUUGCAGCCUGGGAAGAGCAAUGCUGCUUGUCAGACAGUACUGUCUUUGCCAGUGGAUAUUAAUUUAGAGAAAAUACUAGGUGAAUAUUUUAGAACUGAAGAAUUGGCAGACCAGUCUCAGGAAAAUCUGAGCUCUUCAUCACUCAGAAGAAAGCUGUUUUUAGAAGAAAAUGGAAAUGUAUCUGCAUGUUUGUCCCCUUCUUUGCAUAGUCCAUGCGGUAGUCAGCCACUUGGAGUGCUUUGUUCAAUAGAAUUAUCUCCAGUCCGGUGCAGAAGCCCUCUGGACACAUCUAGUUCAGGUCAGUUUUCUUCAAGUCCUAUUCAGGGAGGAACAAGAGCUUAUAGUCUGGGAAGUAUAACCAGUCCCACAUUCUCAGAAGGGUCUCCUGCACCUAGUGGUUCUCCUACUUUUUCACCAAUUGCUUUCCACAUAAGAAAAACACCUCUCUCAGACCAAAGAAAAUUUACAUUUCGUUCUCCAGAUAUUCCUUCUUCCUCAAAUAGAAUGACACCGCCAAGUACAAGAAGUCCUUACAUAGAUGGUUGUUCUCCAAUUAAAAACUGCUCUCCUAUGAGGCUUGGAGCUUGCAGAGGAACUGCCCAGUAUCAGACUUCUCUCAUUAGGAUACCAAUUGCAGUUGAGAAUCACGAUGAGGAUGAGGAAGACAAGGAAAAUGCCUCUCCAGCAGAAGCUCGGUUCCCAGAAAUGGAUAAUGGAAUAAACUUAUGUCAGGAAGACAGUGAUACUUUUGCACAUGGUACACGUCUUGUGGUAGCAACUGUGUCUAUUGCACCAGAUCACUCAGAAGCUUGUCAUCAAAGGCUGUCAUCAUUUCAGGAUAUAGAAGGCUUAAAAGAAAAUAAUACUGUAGACAUGGCUGAUGCAGCUGAAGUGUCAGAGGAAAACACUUGGAUAAAAGAAACAAUUGGCAAUAGCAAUACAGCAAUGACCAGCUUUAUGACAGGCAUUACUUUCAGUAUUGAAAGCUCUCGGAUGUGCAUGUCGCCUCUUGCCGAAAGCAGCGCAAUUCCUUGUGACAACAGUAGUAUUCAGGUGGACAGUGGUUACAAUACACAGACUUGUGGAAACAGCAUUAUGGAUACUGUGGGGGCUGAAAACAGCUGCAGAGAAAAUGAUGUGAAUACUCUUGUUUUUCAGAAUAAAUCUCAGCUGCUUAGAACAAAGGAGUGUUCUGUUUUAAGCCAUAAGGACAAUCAGUUGCUGAGAGCGAAAUCUCCGGAGUCGCAAUCCUGUUUCCAAAAAGCAAAAACACAUAGUACAAUAUUUGGAAAAAAUGCAACUUGCAACAUUUCUGCUUGGAAACAUAAAAAUGAAAGUCAAGUUCAGGGAUUUCACAAAACUGGUAUGUAGUUUUCUGAUGGAGAAUUUGUGUUGUCUAAUAAAUUUUUAUACAUAUGAUCUCAGUUACCUGGUUUAUACCUACUAUUUUGCUUUGUUAAUGCAAAUGUAAUAAAUUGUCUGGUAUGUAUUAAGGGAGUUUUUAAAUAAUGUGGGAUUUUUCAGGUCUUCUGGACAAAUUUAUUGGUAUUAAGUGAUUGUUUUUGAAAAUUAAAGUGUCUAGAGAAACAAUGCUUUCCUUCUGUGAUUAGGGUAGAUUCCAUGAGGAAUCUUGUCUUGAAAGUUUGGACAUAGCUUCAGCUUCCAGAUGGAUGUUUUGGAUAGAUGAGCAAACCUAGGAUAAUUUGCAUAGGAAACAACUGCAAAACCAGCUACAUUUUAAGAUUUGUCCCUCCUAAAGGCAUGAGGGACAUUUUUUUUUGUGGUGGAGAGAAAAAGGAAAUCAAGAGAGAGUCACUGGAUGGGAAGGAACUGCUGGGGGUGUGAUGAGAGCAACCCCAAAGUUUAGUUCUUUUAGUAAUACAAAAUAAGUUUUAUCUCAAAAGCAGCUAUUUAGCAGUUCUCUGAACAGCUUUUAGCUUGGCUUGACAGAAAGCUGCCUAUCUGUCCGUUAGUUUUACCAUGUACUUGAGUAAAAUGUAUUACUGGUUAUUUAAAAUUAAAUUGUAGUGUUGCUGCUUUAGUAAUUGUAUUAGUACUAACCUUGGAGUUGAUCACCUGACUCCACCAGCGUUUCCUAAAAACACUUGUGUCCAAAUUUAUGCUCCAGUACACUUUGGAAGGAACCUAAGAAGGUGCUCUAAGAUUAAUUGGUCUCAGUACAUCACUAAGAGAAUGAUGCAGCCUUUCUUCUAUUAAAGUAAACCAUUACACUUCUCUCUUAUGUUUAAUUCUCAGUAUUAUUAUGUUGCUUACAGAAAUGACCAAAAUACUUAUAUAAACCCUUAAAAAUGUAAUUAACUUCUGCAUGCCACUUAUUUCAGAAAUUAUUAAUAUAAACAAACCCUUGAUGCUUUCAGGAAAAUCACUGAUGAUUAAAGUAAUGAAUUGAGGAGGGUCUAGAAGCCCAGAACUCCCUUUGUCUAAUCAAAUCAGAUUUGGUUAAAUUUGAUUGGGUUUGUUUGAAAGAACCUUCUGGAAUUUAUAAAUGUGAAUAGGGGAAAAAAAUCCAUAUGGUAAUCUUCUAGUCCUAGUGACUAAGAGGGGAAGCAGAGAUAAGGGAAAUACUGAGAUUUCUGAGCUGUGUUUAUGUAGAGCUCUGAAGUAAACUUUGUUGGGUUAAUGAAAAUGAUAAGUCCAUUCUAAUAUGUAUUCCAAGUGAAGUAGUCUUUCUCUCUUUCAUAGCAAGGAUGUUCAGUCCCAGGGUGCUGGAUGGCUGCUUUCUGUUCUGUUCCACAACUCACAGAAAAGCUUGUACCAAAGUGAUGGGUGGUGGCUGAUGAGUAGCUAUUGGCACACUAAGCCUGAAACCAUUGGUCAGACCUAAAUUUAAAGGCAAAAUACAGCAUUUUUUAAAACUCUUAAUGUUAGCAGAAUUGCCUUACAUUAAAAUCAAUGUGUUAGACCUGAGACUUCUGUGUGUUGUUUGAACAGAACAGGUCUUGAAAUAUUUUCAUUAAUUAUUCAUCAGUGAAGGCUUUCUGAAAAAUAUACUUAAGGAAAAGGGAAGCUCCUAUGCACAGCACUUGGUUUUACUUCUCACAUUGCAAAAAUAAAUAUUUAAAAAUUUUGUUUUCUAACCAGCAACCAUGAUGUGCAUUAUAUUUACUUCUGUAGCACUUUAAUCACUAUUUCUGUAAUGCAUAUUGGAUUGACAGUAAUUGAAUCUAGAAUCCCAUCCAUCUAGCAUCUUCUGUAUUUCAUGAUCUUCAAACAGUGCCCUACUAAAAGCUGGAAAUACACUGACUUAGUAACUUUUAGGGGAUGAAUUUUUUUAAAAGUAGGAAAUGAACUCAGACUUCUGGAAUAUGAAUCUUAUACAAUAGGGCUUUCAAAAUGUUCCUAGCUUUAGCUUGUAAAGCUAAAAAAACUCAAAAGCAGGACACAACUUCUUUAAGAUUUCUAAGUUAUGUAUGACCUUAUGCCUUUUCUGUUUCUCAUGAUGGUUUUCUUUAAUGAUAAUCAAUUGAAAGGAGGAAUUUCAGAUUUCUGGACUUGUACACAGGAUUUAUUUUUGCAACUGUGAUUACUAAAAAUAGCAAUGUUAAUUUAUGAAUUUAAGAAGCAGGGUGGUCCAAAUUGUCUCUGUUCUGCAUUAUAUGUGUAAUUAGGAAUGGGUUAUACUUUUUAAUUAAUUUUUUUGACUUUUUAAUAAUAUGUUCAAUGAUUGAAGGCUUUUGAAGUAUUCACAAGUAAAAACAUCUAACAUCAAAUACUUAAUUUCACCCUGUAUUAGUAUGUUCUUAAAGGUUAGGGAAAAGUAACACCAGAAAUGUGUGAAUGGGAGAAGUAAUUAAGGAUCCCCCCAGGUAAAUUGCCUGUAUUUUCUGUCCUGUUUUGUAGUCUUCAGUUAGAUGGGAAAUAUUUAUUUUAUGAAAACAUGGAUAUUUUUUUAUUGUGUUUUAUACAACAGAUUUGAAGAAGAAACCUACUGUACAAAUUACCAUGGAAAUAACUUGAUCAUUCUGUUUCUGUAGUUGUUCUUUAUGCAUUGGUUGGCAUACAUUGCACAAAAUCGUCAUUGUUUACAUUAAAAUAAUUUCGUUUUAA